This is a messenger RNA of Apis dorsata (giant honeybee), 2657 nucleotides long. Its product is annotated as probable cytochrome P450 6a13. The transcript is spliced from 5 exons. NCBI's taxonomy places the organism in Eukaryota, Metazoa, Arthropoda, Insecta, Hymenoptera, Apidae. Gene Ontology annotation, molecular function: iron ion binding; oxidoreductase activity, acting on paired donors, with incorporation or reduction of molecular oxygen; monooxygenase activity. Bases 963 to 2510 code for a protein of 515 amino acids. The record is from RefSeq and is a predicted model, not a curated record.
UCAUAGAUAUUCGAACAAAAAAAAUGUCAUAAAACAAAAUUCAGAAGAAUUUUUCGCUCUGUAAAUUUUAAUUAGAACAUUAUAAAGAGUGCAUGAGAAAGCAUAUGAAACUUUCUUGAUUCUUCAUACAAUAAUAACUGGCUAAUUAUUUAAAAAGCAUUGUCUUAUAGUUUUCACAUUCCAACGAUCGUAAACGAAAGCGUGACAUGUUCAUCAUCUUAAUUAGACGCUGGAAAAAUAUGCGCGAAAUGCGCACUUGAUAAAAUGAUUAGUAAUAUGAUUAGUAAAGCGAUUAGAAUUCAAAUAAAUAGUGUUAAAUACAAUCAUUAACAUAUUGUUAACAUUCGAAUAUUGAAAUUGAUGCUUGGUAAUCACAUGCUUAGACGAAACAUCUGCGUACCAAGAAAAUUCGAGCGAACAUCUAUCACUGACAUUUCACCAGGAGAAACAAGAGAGUGCAAAUACGCGCGCUCGUGAGUCAGACUCACCGACAAGUGUACUUCCACUUUUAUAAACAGCUCCAGGGAUUCGAUUGGAAUAUCGAACUGCGUAAUUCGAACCGCGACAAACAUCAAGUAAUCCUUUGUUUUAUUAUUACUGUUGACCUCGCAUCGAUAACGUUGAACCGAUAUCCGGUGCACUCUGACGUUCCGGUAAAACAUAAUGUCCUGUAUAUGAUUUUAUUUUAAAAUGAAAAAGAGAAGAGAAAUUUGAUUGAAAUGAUAUGUAAUAAAUUAUUUAUAUGUAUAGUAGAUUAUUAAAAAAAAAAAAAUUUUGUGGUAGUAUUUAUCAGAGUAUUACAUUAUACACAUAAUCUCUGCUACGAUACAUAAUAAAUAUUACUAUUAAUGUUAAAAAUAAAAAAAAAUACAACAAUCGUGCUGUGAUUAUAAAUAUAUUCAAAAAGAUAAUCGUAUAAAUACAAUAUAAUAAAAAGUUUUAAAAAUUCUAUUGAAUUCAAAAUGUGGAACAUAAUAAGAGAAUUAUUGGAACAAUUUCUUUUACCGGGAUUAUUCUUAGGUAUUUUAUAUUGUUUUCUUACUUCUACAUUUGAUUUUUGGAAGAAUCGCGGUGUACCCUUUCGAAAACCCACUGUAUUAUUCGGAAAUUUUGCUCCUAUGUUAUUAUUCCGGAAAUCCUUACCAGAAGGUAUAAAAGAAAUGUACGAAUGGUUCAAAGAUGAAAGAUAUUUUGGAGCGUUCCGUGUUAGAUCACCUGUACUGAUCCUACGGGAUCCAGAUCUCGUGAAGAACAUUUGCAUAAAAAAUUUUACUUGUUUCUCGAAUCGUGGCAUACCAGUGAACUCCCAGGAUCCAUUAUCUGCCCAUCUGUUUAACUUAGAAGGGAAAAAAUGGAAAAGUUUGAGAUCGAAAUUGACUCCAGCCUUUUCAUCCGGCAAAUUAAAAAGGAUGUUCUAUCUGCUAGCAGAAUGCGGCGAAGAAUUUCAAAAAUUAAUUGAUAUAUCUUCCGAAACCGAUCGGCCAUAUGAGAUUCGUGAAUUGGCCGCAAAAUUUACAAUAGAUGUUAUUGGUACUUGUGCCUUUGGCAUACAAAUAAAUGCACUUACUGAUGAGGAAUCUGAAUUUCAUAGAGCUGCUAAAAAACUUUCGAAACCGAGUUACAAAGCUACCCUUUGGAGAAUGCUCAGAACUGCCAUGCCAAGAUUAUACAAAUUUUUAGGGGUUCAGGUGAUAGAUCCUGGAGUGACCAAGUUUUUUAAAGACGUUGUAUCGCAGAUGAUUAAACAACGUGAAUAUGGUAUUAAAAGGCAUGAUUUUAUGGAUUUAUUAAUUGAAUUAAAAAAUAAAGGUACUUUAGAUGAGAUUGGAAGUGGACUAGUUUGCAAUGAUGAAGAUGCAGAAACAGCAGAUGAAAUAGAAUUGGACGAGAACAGCAUUGCAGCGCAAGCGUUUGUGUUUUUCGCCGCCGGCUAUGAAACAUCAUCAAACACUAUUGCAUUCUGUCUUCAUGAGUUAGCGUUGAAUACUGAAAUUCAGGAAAAAACGAGACGCGAUAUACAAGAUGCCAUCAACAGCAGAAAUGGCAAACUGACUUAUGAUGCUGUACAAGAUAUGAAGUAUCUUGAUAUGGUCAUUGCAGAAACGCUUCGAAAAUAUCCUCCAGCUUCAAUGCUAUCUCGGAGAUGCGAAUAUCAAUACCAAAUACCAAAUAGUAAGGUUGAAUUACCAGCAGGCAUACGAGUAAUUAUACCAAUUUAUGGACUUCAUCAUGAUCCAGAUUAUUAUCCAAGUCCUGCAAUAUUUAAUCCUGAAAGAUUCACAGAAGAGAAUAAACGAACCAGACAUCCAUAUGCGUAUCUUCCAUUUGGUGAAGGACCACGAAAUUGCAUAGGAAUGCGAUUUGCAUUAUUACAAAUCAAAGUGGGAAUAAUCUCGUUUCUUAGAAACCAUAGAGUGGAAACAUGUCAGAAAACAAUUACACCGAUAAAAUUUAGUAGACGAAGUCUCGUAACAACUAGCGAGAAAGGAUUUUGGCUUAGAAUUAAAUAAUAUUUUUAAAUUUAAAAAAUUUAAAAAAAAAAUUAUAUAAAUAUAAUAUUUAUUAUGUACUUAAAAUACCUCAAAAAAUGAUCAAUAUUAAUAAUUUUUCUGUUAGUAUUCUUAAUAUUAGUGAGGCCAGUAAAAAAUUUUAAUUUU